AUGAAGCUGCUCACCCACAACCUGCUGAGUUCGCAUGUGCGGGGGGUGGGGCCCCGUGGCUUCCCCCUGCGCCUCCAGGCCACCGAGGUCCGCAUCAGCCCUGUGGAGUUCAACCCCGACUUCGUAGCUCGUAUGAUACCCAAAGUGGAGUGGGCGGCGCUUCUGGAGGCUGCGGACACCUUACAUCUGGUCGAGGUGCCCAAAGAGCCGAUUCAGGGAUAUGAGCAUGACGAGAGAUUUCUGAGAAAGAUGCACCACGUUCUGCUGGAGGUGGAUGUGUUGGAGGGCACCCUGCAAUGCCCAGAGUCGGGACGUCUGUUCCCCAUCAGCCGUGGGAUCCCCAACAUGCUGCUGAGUGAUGAGGAAACUGAGACUUAAAAGUGUGCCAGGCUCGUUUUUCAUUUUGUGAGCGUGUGUAUCUUUGUUUACGUAUAUCCUGUUCGCUACUUCUAUCCUGUGUAUCCCCAGCCCUUGGUCCAGCGACACACCAAACACACGGUGUUCUUGAGCUCGGUAUUAUAUAUAUUUUUCUCAUUAAAGGUUCAAAACCAAAAGCGGUUUCUCUUUGCAGCAAAUAUACAUUAAAAUAGAGUCUCUGUACAGCCAAGAGCUCUGGGCCCUGGCUUGCCCCAUGUCCCUGCGCCUCCCUGGCCAAACCCAAAAAUAAAUAUAGUGUUAUUGCUCUGCAGGGCAUAGAGACAGUGCUCUCCCUACCCCGUGAGGAGGCUGGGUGGGAGCUGAUGUGGGUGCCCUG
Messenger RNA from Lipotes vexillifer (Yangtze River dolphin), 754 nucleotides. It is a transcript of the gene TRMT112, whose product is annotated as tRNA methyltransferase activator subunit 11-2. NCBI's taxonomy places the organism in Eukaryota, Metazoa, Chordata, Mammalia, Artiodactyla, Lipotidae. The record is from RefSeq and is a predicted model, not a curated record. The transcript is spliced from 4 exons. Bases 1 to 378 code for a protein of 125 amino acids. Gene Ontology annotation, biological process: rRNA (guanine-N7)-methylation; tRNA methylation; peptidyl-glutamine methylation. Gene Ontology annotation, molecular function: protein heterodimerization activity.